AAUAUUUAUAAAUUAUGACGAUUUUGUAUGUUUUUAAUUGACACUUUGAAGAUAAAUCCAACAAAACCGUUUAUUAGUAUUGUGUUAAAACACGGAAGUAAUUAUUAUUUCCGCUGCAAUCUCUACCCUUUUAAUUACACCUGUGGUAUAAAAAUAAUGUAGUAAUUAACCGGUUAUACUUUAAUAAAAAUGUGGUGCCUCUUUCUAUUUAUUGCUACAUUUUUGGGUGUGGGUAAUCUGACUCAAAAUUACAGUAGGGAAGCUCUUCAGGAAAAGUAUCCGGGAUUUGGUACUGAAUGGAUUCCCGUAGGCCAAAAAGAAAACGGCGAAUUGAUUAUUGGUUAUUUUGACGAUUCAGAUGAUGCUAGGUUUAUUUUUCCUCCUGAACCAAAAGAAGUCGUAACAUUUACACUUUACACCAGACAACACCCUGAGGGCACCAAAAUUGAGGAUUCCCUCGAAAAACUUGAAGGAAUCUUCGAUAAAAGUAAACCGAGCAAGUUUGUGACUCAUGGCUGGAUGUCCAGCGGCUCUGCUGACACUUGUGUGAAAAUUAAAGACGGGUUUUUGAAAAAAUACGACGCGAAUGUGUUUAUAAUGGACUGGAGCGAAAUCUCGAGCAAUGUUCUUUAUCCAAUUCCAAUGAGGGCCACCAAAUCGGUGGGCGAUUUCUAUUCCGAAUUUCUUAACAAACUUGUCGAUUCUGGUGCCGACCCUAAAAACUUUCAUCUGGUUGGUCAUAGUUUAGGGGCUCAUGUCACGGGGUUUGGGGCUCGAGGUGUGAAAGGCAAGGUUGGUAGAGUGACAGGUCUUGACCCAGCAUUGCCUGGGUUCAACAUGGGUCUAGUCGAAGGAGGACAUCUUGAUAAGGAGGAUGCUGAUUUUGUGGAUGUUAUCCAUACUUGUGCAGGUUAUUUGGGGAUGAGUAGUUCAAUUGGACAUGCUGAUUUCCACCCAAAUGGGGGAAGUGUGCCUCAGCCUGGAUGCGAGAACAUUUUUGAAAUGAUUGAAGCUUGUAGCCAUGGUCGAAGUUGGGCCUAUUUCGCCGAAAGUUUGACUGCUGAAGUACCUUUUAUGGCAUAUCGUUGUGAUUCGUUUGAGAAUUUCUUGCACAAAGAAGAGUGUAAGGAAGAAGGAAUUCCUAUGGGAGAUCCAGCUCCGACUUCAGCUCGAGGAAAUUAUUAUUUAAGAACACAGAGUGAGGCGCCAUUUGCAGUGAAAAAUAUUCAGGAAAAUGUAAACAAUAUGAUGAAGAAAUAAUUAAAUAAGUGUAGGAACAAUUGUGUAUUUUAUAAAUACAGUUCGGAAUACUA
Molecule: messenger RNA, 1313 nt
Organism: Tribolium castaneum (red flour beetle)
Lineage: Eukaryota; Metazoa; Arthropoda; Insecta; Coleoptera; Tenebrionidae
Product: pancreatic lipase-related protein 2-like
Exons: 4
Coding region: 190-1260 (356 amino acids)
Biological process (GO): lipid catabolic process
Molecular function (GO): lipase activity
Source: RefSeq, a predicted model, not a curated record